Molecule: messenger RNA, 903 nt
Organism: Anopheles maculipalpis
Lineage: Eukaryota; Metazoa; Arthropoda; Insecta; Diptera; Culicidae
Product: deubiquitinase OTUD6B
Exons: 1
Coding region: 1-903 (300 amino acids)
Biological process (GO): protein deubiquitination
Molecular function (GO): cysteine-type deubiquitinase activity
Source: RefSeq, a predicted model, not a curated record
AUGAGCGAUUCACUGCCAGAAACGGACCGGGAGGAGGUGAUGGCCCGUCACCGGAAGGAGAAGAAGGAACUACAGUGUAAAAUACAAUCGAUGAAGAAGCUCAAAGUGGACAAAAAGAAAAAGAAAGAAAUCCUGGAGGAGAUUGCAAAUCUGGAGCUUGAAAUUGAGCAACGGCAUGCAGAGGAGCUAAACCGUCUCAACCUAUCGGACACAAACGAAUCGUCAUCCGGCCAGCCUGUCACUAGUAAUGGUAGUGAGCCAGUGGAAGAAUCGAAACCCGAAGCUUCCGAAAAGGAAGAACCUCGCGUAUCGAAGGCCCAGCGCAGAAGGGACAAAAAAGCUCAGGACAAUCGGGAACGUGAUGCUCAAAUCAAGGAGGAGCAAGCGCUGCUACAGAAAAGUUCGCCCCGGAUCUUGGAAAGCAAUCGUAUCAACGAGAUUCUUAUCAAACGUGACCUGCUUGCUCAUUCGGUACCGGCGGAUGGAGACUGUCUGUACAAUGCGAUCAACCAUCAGCUUACCCAGCUAGGGAUCGGUUCGUACAGUGUGCCGGAGCUGCGUAGUAUGGCGGCGGACUACAUAGAAGCUAAUCGGGACGUUAUGAUCUGUUACAUGAGCAAUCCGGACACGGGAGAUAUGCUCAGUGCGGAAGAGUUCGACAAGUACUGUCAUCAGGUACGGGCCACUAAAGCUUGGGGUGGUGAGAUCGAAAUCAAAGCCCUGUCGACCAGUCUCAAGUGUCCUAUCGAGGUUAUACAGGCUACCGGUCCGGCGACCGUACACGGGGAGGAAGAGAGCGCCGAACGGAAGCUGAUCCUAACAUACCAUCGGCAUAUGUAUCGGCUAGGAGAGCAUUACAAUUCGACGAAACCGCCACAAUCGGUCGAAGAGGAGGAUGAUUAA